Notechis scutatus (mainland tiger snake) is the source of this 1149-nucleotide messenger RNA. It is a transcript of the gene B4GALT6, whose product is annotated as beta-1,4-galactosyltransferase 6. NCBI's taxonomy places the organism in Eukaryota, Metazoa, Chordata, Lepidosauria, Squamata, Elapidae. Gene Ontology annotation, cellular component: Golgi apparatus. The record is from RefSeq and is a predicted model, not a curated record. Gene Ontology annotation, molecular function: UDP-galactose:glucosylceramide beta-1,4-galactosyltransferase activity. Gene Ontology annotation, biological process: glycosphingolipid biosynthetic process; carbohydrate metabolic process.
AUGCCUCUCUUCAGGACGGCGCUGCGAGUCUCCAACCGCUCCCUACUGGUCUUCAUCUUCUUCUUCUCCUUUUCUUCCUCUUGCCUUUAUUUCAUCUAUGUGGCUCCCGGCAUGGCAAAUACAUAUUUAUUUAUGGUACAAGCACGAGGUAUAAUGCUGAAAGAAAAUGUAAAAACAAUAGGACAUAUGAUCAGACUGUACACUAAUAAAAAUGGUACAAUAAAUGGCACAGAUUAUCCUGAAGGCAACAGUACAAGUGAUAGUAUUUCUCAGACAGCAACGUAUCUUCCAGAAAACUUCACUUAUUCUCCUUCUCAAUCUUGUCCAGAAAAAUUGCCCUCCAUGAGAGGCUUUAUUGAAGCAAAUAUGAGUGAAAUUAGUUUGGAAGAAAUUCAACAGAUGUUUUCUAAAGAUUUAGACAUUGAACCAGGUGGUCACUGGAAGCCAAAAGACUGUAAACCACGUUGGAAGGUUGCAAUACUCAUCCCUUUUCGCAAUCGUCAUGAACACCUUCCUAUAUUUUUUCGACAUUUAAUACCAGUGCUGCAGAAGCAGAGGCUAGAAUUUGCUUUCUAUGUUGUUGAACAGGUAGGAACACAGCCUUUUAACCGAGCAAUGCUGUUUAAUAUUGGCUUCAAAGAAGCUAUGAAGGACAAUGAUUGGGACUGUGUAAUCUUCCAUGAUGUGGAUCAUUUACUCGAAAAUGAUAGAAAUUAUUAUGGAUGUGGUGAAAUGCCACGUCACUUUGCUGCAAAAUUGGAUAAAUAUAUGUACAUACUUCCAUACAAUGAAUUUUUUGGUGGUGUAAGUGGACUAACAGUAGAACAAUUCAAAAAAAUCAAUGGAUUUCCAAAUGCUUUUUGGGGAUGGGGAGGAGAAGAUGAUGACCUUUGGAACAGAGUCCAUUCUGUAGGAUUUAAUGUGACAAGACCAGAAGGAGAACUUGGGAAAUAUAAGUCAAUUCCUCAUCACCACAGAGGAGAAGUUCAGUUUUUAGGACGAUACAAACUAUUAAGAUAUUCCCGAGAGCGUCAGUUUAUUGAUGGUUUAAAUAAUCUAGUAUAUAUGCCAUCUAUAUUUGCCAAUAAACUGUACACUAAUAUCACUGUAAACCUGGUGCCAGAACUAGCUCCUGUUCAAGAUUAUUGA